AUGGACAACAUGUCGAUCACUAGACUGAAGCUCCUGGCCCUCCUGGCAUUCCUCCUGCUGGGAAUCGGCGGCGUUCAGGCCAAAUACGGGGACUUGGCCGGCAAUUGGCUGGUGGAUUACGGCCAGGCCGAGCUCCGUGUUUUCAGCGAUGGAAGCGAGCAGCUUCAGCUGCACAUUUACAAUGUCCAGCCCCAGGAUGCCGCCUUGGACUACCAUUUUGUGGUGCGCUCAAGCGACGAGCUGAGGGCCCUGGCAAACAGGACGGUACCCCGUCAGGAUUUCAAUGCCAGCGGCAGUUGGUUGGGGACGGUGGAAGUGACGGGCAAACGUUUCGGUUAUAGCGAGCUGCUGGUGGAGCUGCACACCGCUGGCGGCGCAAUCGAGUCAUUCCCCCAGCCACUGCCCAUUGCGGUGUUGCGGGAUCGCGUUGUCGAUGAGCGCGUAACCACAUAUGUGUCGGCGGCUCUCGCCCUGCUGAUGUUCCUCAAUCUGGGCACCGUGCUGGACCUGCAACGCCUGCAGGGCAUCGUGUGCCGGCCCGUGGGUCCUGUGGUGGGCAUCGUCAGUCGUUUCGUGCUAAUGCCAGCCCUGGGCUUUGGCCUAGGCCGUGCCCUGUGGCCGGGGCAGCAGCCCCUCCAGCUGGCCCUCUUUUACACUGCUCUGGCACCCAGCGGCGGUCUGGCCAAUGUGUGCGCCGUUUUCCUCAAGGGGAACAUCAACCUGUCGAUUGCCACCACCACCAUCAACAGCCUGCUAGCGCUGGCAUUUAUGCCGCUGUGGAUCAUGGUCCUGGGCCGGCUCGUCUACGAUGACGAUGAACUGACGGUGCCCUUCGGUCAGCUAUCUGGCGGCGCGGCGGCUCUGGUAGCCUGCCUGGCCAUUGGCCUCCUGCUGCGCCUCUGCGUGCCAAAGACGACGCUGUUUAUCUUCCGCUUCCUCAAGCCGCUCUCGGUGGUGCUCAGCCUGUGUCUGGUGGGGCUGACGGUGGGCCUCAAUUGGUUUGUCUUUGCCGAGUUCACCUGGCAGGUGCUGGUGGCUGCUCUCUGCCUGCCCGUUGCCGGCUAUCUGGCCACCUACUUGCUGUCCAAGCUGCUCUGCCGCUCGCCCACCGAUGCCCUGACACUGGCCAUCGAGACCAGUGUGCUGAACAUGACCAUGCCCAUUGUCCUGCUGCAGGCCAGCCAGCUGGAGCAGCCGCAGCUGGAUCUCAUCCUGGUGGUGCCCAUUGCGGCAUCGCUACUCUCCCUAGUGCUCGUCAUCGUCUUCUAUGGGGUGCGCCGCUGCCUCGGAUGGAAUGUGCGCCAGGAUGAGCACGCCUUCGAUCACAAACAGCUGAUGGCUGAGCACGACGAGGCCGUCUAUCAGCGGCCUUGAGAGGCGUCGCUUCCGCUCCACUC
Molecule: messenger RNA, 1397 nt
Organism: Drosophila obscura
Lineage: Eukaryota; Metazoa; Arthropoda; Insecta; Diptera; Drosophilidae
Cellular component (GO): membrane
Source: RefSeq, a predicted model, not a curated record